Messenger RNA from Oryzias latipes (Japanese medaka), 2597 nucleotides. Its product is annotated as proton myo-inositol cotransporter. The record is from RefSeq and is a predicted model, not a curated record. Gene Ontology annotation, cellular component: apical plasma membrane. Gene Ontology annotation, biological process: myo-inositol transport; transmembrane transport. Gene Ontology annotation, molecular function: myo-inositol:proton symporter activity. NCBI's taxonomy places the organism in Eukaryota, Metazoa, Chordata, Actinopteri, Beloniformes, Adrianichthyidae.
UGGUUUUUUUUUUCCAGUUUGGUGCAGUGUUGUCAAGACUGAAAUCCACUGAGAUAUUAUGUCAGAACAAAUGAAUCCUAACACCGUUUUUUUAUAUGCAUUUCCAUAUACCUUGUUUUUAAAAUUUAGUUUUUGUCACAGAUCUGAUCAUAUGUGAUAUUUAAAUGUAAUUAAAUUAGAAAAAAAAAGUUUUAACUUUGUUUUAAUCUGUCACACAUGUAAUUUUGUGUUGACGGCCUGAUUGACAAACGGGAUCCCGUCAGAGUCAGACAAUAGUCAGAUCACUUGCAGGUCAGGUUUGACACAGCAGCUGAAGAAGGCGUGUUCCUCAUUCUCUGUCUUUCAACCAAACAUCAUAUGAUCCUUGACAGAGGCUUCCUGUUUGCCGACCAGGACACUGUUCGCGGCACCGACGCUCAAUGCCGUAGGUGGAUAAAAACAGCUCAGAGGUUUUCUCAGACGGAUUUUUCUAAAGGGGGGGUGAACACUUCCUGAAGCCCACGCCAUGGGCGACCUGAUGGGCAAAAAGAGGCAGAGAGCGGCGGACGGUGGUGAGCGGAGUCUCAUCGGGAACGCGGAGGACCGGGACGCCCCCACGACAGGCUUCGUCUACGUGCUAGCGUUCUUCUCCGCCUUGGGGGGGUUCCUCUUCGGAUAUGACACCGGGGUUGUGUCGGGGGCGAUGCUGCUGCUGAAGAAAAGGAUGAACCUGAGCGCCCUGUGGCAGGAGCUGCUGGUGUCCAGCACGGUGGGAGCUGCGGCUGUCUCCGCCCUCGCUGGAGGCUUCCUGAACGGCUGGCUGGGGCGCAGGAUCUGCAUCCUUUUGGCCAGCCUCAUCUUCAGUGUGGGGGGAGUCAUGCUGGCCCUCGCCCCAGACAAGGUGGUCCUGCUGGUCGGCAGAAUCAUAGUGGGCUUAGGCAUAGGCAUUGCUUCUAUGACUGUUCCCGUGUACAUAGCAGAGGUUUCUCCUCCUCAUCUGAGAGGUCAGCUGGUCACCGUCAAUGCACUCUUCAUCACUGGCGGUCAGUUCAUCGCCAGCAUGGUUGAUGGGGCUUUCAGCUAUCUAAGUGAAGACGGCUGGAGAUACAUGUUGGGUCUGUCUGUUCUGCCUGCCGUGCUCCAGUUCCUGGGCUUCAUCUUCUUGCCUGAGAGUCCUCGCUGGCUCCUCCAAAAAGGCCAGAACCAAGAGGCCCUGCAGGUUCUCCGCUGGAUCCGAGGAGACCAAAACGUGGAGGAGGAGUAUGACUCCAUCAAAGCCAACAUUGAGGAAGAAGAGAAAGAAGUAGGGGCAGGUGGCGUUGUUCUUCUUCGCAUGCUCAGCCACGGUCCAACUCGCAGAGCUCUGAUUGUUGGUUGUGGCCUGCAGAUGUUUCAGCAGCUGUCUGGGAUCAACACAGUCAUGUACUACAGUGCGACUAUUCUGCAGAUGGCAGGAGUGCGUGACGAUAAAGAGGCCAUCUGGUUGGCUGCUGCCACUUCAGCCACCAACUUUGUGUUCACCCUGGUUGGCGUGUGGCUCGUAGAAAGAGUGGGCCGCAGAAAACUGACGCUGGGCAGUCUUUUAGGUACUGGUUUAAGUCUGGCCUUGUUGGCUGUUGGAUUCCUACUGUCUGCUCAAAGCUCUCCGCCUGUGACCCUUCACCCAGUCGACCCUAAUAACUCAACAUACAGACUUUAUGGGUCCUGUGAACCCUGCAUGUUGGAUCCAGAUUGCGGAUUUUGUUUUCGUGAAAAUGGCACCAAAGUGUUUGAGUCCUCCUGCGUUCCCGUCCAUCAGGCGUCCAUUGAUCACGCCGCCUGGGGAAGAUGUUACAAUAAGACAGAAGAUAUUAAAAGUCCAAUAUGGGCUUACAACUACUGCCCCACGUCCUACUCCUGGAUAGUCCUGAUGGGCCUUUUUCUUUACCUGGCAUUUUUUGCUCCAGGAAUGGGUCCCAUGCCGUGGACCGUAAACUCAGAGAUCUACCCUCUAUGGGCUCGCAGCACCGGCAAUGCCUGCUCCGCUGGCGUCAACUGGAUCUUCAAUGUCCUCGUGUCUCUGACUUUUCUGCACGUUGCUGAGUAUUUAACGUACUAUGGUGCCUUCUUUUUGUACACAGGCUUGGUGUUCCUGGGCCUGCUCUUUGUACUUGGCUGUCUCCCAGAGACCAGGGGCCUUCAGCUGGAGGACAUGGAGAAUUUGUUCAUGGGGCAGCUGUGCUCCUGCGGAGCCUCCUCACCCACACACAACCGCCAUGUCCACUAUAUCCGGCCUAGUCCGGGAUGCAGCUCGGCACAGUAUGGAGCGUUGGAUUCAGACGGUGCUAUAGCCUAUAUAACUGUAAGUACGGCAUUGAGGUGCUUUUGAUGUACCUAAACCCUUUGUUUAAAGCAGUGGCAGCACUAAAUAUGCCUUCUUCAUGUCUUUGCUCUUGCAGCUGAAAUAAUCAUGACCCCUCAACAACAAAGCUCCUUUGUGCAGACGAUGCUUUUUGCACUUUGAUACAUGCAAGUCUGUUUUUAAUACAACUUCUAGCAUCUGUAAAUUGUACUGAAUGUCUUAUGGAAAACUGGUCUUUGUUCCAACAGCUGAAAUAAAAUUUUUCUGUCAUUGGAAA